AGAUUCUGCAUUGAAACGUUAUGAAGGAACAAAUGCUGAACUUCCGCGAAUUAUUAAUUCACAUCAUGAAGAAUUGAGAAUACUUCAAAUUAAAUAUAAAAAAUUAAAAACUUCACAGAAGGAAACAUGUGAUUUAUUAAAAGAAAAGGAAAAUGAACUUCAGCAAUUACAGUAAAGAUCGUAAUUUGGGAGAGAGAGAAAAGUUACAAUUAGAAGUUUCUGAUUUAAAUCACAGAAUACAAAAACAACAAGAUACUAUACAGACAUUGCAUAAAAAAUUGACUCUUGAAACUAAAAGUUUAAAACAACAAUUACAUUUAGAAAUUUCUAAACGAAAAGAAACACAAAAACAUUUAGAUGAAAUAACAGAAAAAUUAAAAACUUUAGAAAAUUUACUAGAUAAUAAAGAACGAAGAUUAUAUUAUAAUCGUCAAUUAUUGUUUCCUGAUAAAAAUCGACGUUUUGGCACGCGAUCUCUUACGAAUCUAAGAGACAUUAGUUCAUCAAAUCCAUUAAAGAUAUCAGAAAAAAACAAGAAAUGGCAAACAGAUGUUCAAAAAAACAGUUUGCCUAUAUUACAUACAUCUGAAUCAAAUGAUAAAAACAUCAAAACAGAUGAAAGAAUAAAUCAAGUUUUAGAUUAUGUAAAAUCUGAAACAAUGACAAAUUUAGAACAAGUACGAAGAUAUCGUCUUCAGAAAUCUUCAGAAAAACCAUGUAAAAAUGUAUUGAAUAAUUCAGAAGAAAAAUCUAAAGAAUUAGAAUUCGUAAUAAACGAGAAUUCAGAAAUUAUAAUAGAUUUAGAAAAUUCAGAACAAUUAAAAAAACAUCAAAGAAAAGCUCAAAAAUAUCAAAUAAAUACAGAUAAAUUAAAAGAAAUUUAUAAUAAUCGAAAUUGUCAGAAUUUUAAUAAAUCAUUAGAAAAAGAUCUUACUUAUUCUUCUGAAGAUAGCGAAAGUGAAAAUGAAAAUGAAAAUAAUAAAGAUAAUUAUACAAAUGAAACUAAUAAUUCUAAGCAAUUGCAUUCAAGAUUGAUUAACAAUACAAAUGAUACUUCAGAUUUAAAGGAAUUAAAAUUUUCUGAUUGUAAAUAUAAAGAUAAAUUAAAAAUUUUAGUAAAAGAAAGAAUAAAUUCUUAUGAAAGUGAUUCAGAAAUAGAAUCUGAAAUAAAAAAACAAUCAAUUGAACAUUAUCUGGCAAUGAAUGAAAAUGAUACACUUAAAUUAAUUUCAUCUAUGUAUAAUAAUGAAACUCAUUGUGAUUUAAAUAAAGAUAUAGAAAAGUGUUCAUCUCCAAAAAGUAUUUUAAAUGAAUCACAAAAUCUUUAUCAACAUUUAAUUGAUGAAAUGCAUGUACAAACUAGAAUUGUAGAGGAUGAAAUUAUUUAUGCUCAAUGUAAUGUAAAAAAUAUCCAAACAGAAUAUAAACAUUCCGAAAAUUUAGAGAAUUUUAUGUUUGAACAAGCUGUGUCAAAAAUACAAGAAUAUAAUAAUGUAAACACAACAAAAGAUAAUUUUGAAAAUGAAUCAUUAACAUAUCCUGAAGAUGAAUAUAAUAAAUUGUUCAAAACCAAUAGUUUAGAAUCAAUAAAUGAUAAAUCAGAAAUAUCGCACACAAAUGAAAUUAUUUUUAAUGAUUCACAAAAAAUAUCUAUGAAAGAUACAUUAAAUUCUUCAAAUAAUUUGAACAAAGCAAUAAUAAAUAGAAUAGAUCCAACAGAAAUGGAAAUGAAAAGCAAAAGUAUAUUUCUCCAAAACUAUAACUUAGAAACAAAAAAUAAAUUAAAUAAACAAGAAAUGGAAAAUGUUGAUAUAGUUUCAUAUAAUGUAAAAUCUUUUAAUAAUGAUGCAGAUCAUGAUAUAUUAACUGAUGUUAGCAUUAAAAAUGAUAAUAAUAUUAAAACAAAAAUAACUGAUUACAACAAAGAGAAGUUACUAGCAUCAAUGAAAGCUAUUGAUAAUAAUGAAAAUAUUGAAUUUCUAAACCAAGAUUAUGAAAAACAUAAUACAACAGCAAAGAGAAAAAAAAUAACAGAAGAUGUAUUCCAUAAUUUACAUGAUACAUCUCAUAUGAAGAAAAAACAAGAUAUUAUUAAAGAUAUAUUUGACACUGAUGUAAUUAAAAAUGAAUCAACAGAUAGUUGUAAUAAAUUACAUUAAAAUGUAAAUGAAUAAAAAAAAAUACUUAAGUAUUUAUAAAGUCAUAGAAAAAACAUAAAUCAUUUAAAUAAUCAUAACAUGUGCUAUAUUUUUUUUAUAGUAUAAAGAUUAUAAUAUAUAUGUGCAUAUCUCUAUUUUAUGAGAGAUUAGAAACUUCUUAUAUAUAUACAUAUUUAAUGUAAUAAAAUAUUUAAGAAUAUACUAUUAAAA
Apis florea (little honeybee) is the source of this 2369-nucleotide messenger RNA. RefSeq lists its product as uncharacterized. Gene Ontology annotation, biological process: intraciliary transport. The record is from RefSeq and is a predicted model, not a curated record. Gene Ontology annotation, cellular component: axoneme. Lineage: Eukaryota; Metazoa; Arthropoda; Insecta; Hymenoptera; Apidae.